AUGUUUGAAAAGAAGGAACUCCAGCCUACGUUUGAGGCAGAGGUCAUGGGCUGUCAAUCGGCAUGCUACGAAUGGGCAGACAGCUACGACAGCAAGGACUGGGAGCGUCUGCGCAAGUGCGUUGCUCCGACUCUGAAGAUUGACUACCGGUCCUUCUUGGACAAGAUAUGGGAGGCGAUGCCAGCGGAUGAGUUUGUGGCCAUGGCCUCUGACCCUGCGGUGCUCGGCAACCCCCUCCUCAAGACACAGCACUUCAUCGGCGGAACACGGUGGGAGAAGACGGCCGAGGAUGAGAUUACGGGAUACCACCAGCUGCGAGUGCCUCACCAGCGAUACACGGAUGAGUCACGGGCGACGGUGGCAGUCAAGGGCCACGCCCACAGCUUCAACACGCACUGGUACAAGAAGAUUGACGGCGAGUGGAAGUUUGCCGGGCUGAACCCGGACAUUAGGUGGUACGAGUAUGACUUUGACAAGGUGUUUGCAGAGGGCCGCGAGCAGCUGGGCGAGGCCAAGGCUGCUGCUGGCAUCCCGGAGACGGCGCCUGGCCAGGCUGUGUAG
This is a messenger RNA of Bipolaris oryzae ATCC 44560, 561 nucleotides long. RefSeq lists its product as uncharacterized. The record is from RefSeq and is a predicted model, not a curated record. Gene Ontology annotation, biological process: melanin metabolic process. NCBI's taxonomy places the organism in Eukaryota, Fungi, Ascomycota, Dothideomycetes, Pleosporales, Pleosporaceae. Gene Ontology annotation, molecular function: scytalone dehydratase activity. Bases 1 to 561 code for a protein of 186 amino acids. The transcript has 2 exons.